Hypanus sabinus (Atlantic stingray) is the source of this 2526-nucleotide messenger RNA. RefSeq names its product SET and MYND domain containing 4 (gene smyd4). The transcript is spliced from 10 exons. The record is from RefSeq and is a predicted model, not a curated record. Gene Ontology annotation, molecular function: protein binding. Lineage: Eukaryota; Metazoa; Chordata; Chondrichthyes; Myliobatiformes; Dasyatidae. The coding region runs from base 1 to 2121 and encodes 706 amino acids.
AUGGCGGGCGCCAGUGCCGGGUGGCGGCGGGUGUGCGGCGUCCGCUGGCGGGCGACCCCGGACUCCGAGCGCCGGCGCUUCGGCUCCGUUGCCGAUCCUCGCCGCGUCUUCGACUUAGGCCGCCGGUGGCUUGUGGAUGAAGAUGUGGCUGUUCUGAAUGCUUUGUCUGCUCAGUGGUGGCCACAGAAAGAUGUCAAAAUGGCGCAGGACUUAAAGUGUCGUGGCAACAAGUGCUUCAAGGCGAAGGACUACCUCCAGGCACUAGCUCUGUACUCCCAGGGUCUCAGACACAGUACUGCCGACUGCCCUGAGACAGCCCUCCUCUAUGCCAACCGGUCUGCUGCCCUCUUCCACCUGCAGCGCUACAGCUCCGCCCUGCAGGAAUGCCUGGAGGAGAUUGACCGAGCUAAGCAGCACAGUUACCCCCCGGAGCUGCAGCACAAGUUGUGGGACCGCCAGGCUGCCUGUCUCCAGCGGCUAGACCGGUUUAAGGAGGGACCACGUGUUCCUGAGGCACAGACCCCUCUCUCAGGGGAAGUGGAGCCAGAUUCACCUCCUUCCGUCUCACUGCAAUGGGACGUGACUCGGGGCCGACACUAUACUGCGGCUCGAGACCUGCAGGUGGGGGAGGUGGUCCUGCAGGAAGAGGCCUUCGCAACAGUGCUGGUUUCUGGUGGUCAGCCUUCCACCCAGGACCUGUACUGCCACCUGUGCCUGCAGCCCACCGAUCUGCCCCUUCCGUGCCUGCAUUGCAGCUUCAGCUCUUACUGUAGCGAGUCGUGCCGUCAACAGGCCUGGCAUCUCUACCAUUGGCUUGAUUGCCCCCUCACAGGCCUCCUGCUCACCUUGGGCCCCUUUGUCCACCUCGCCCUGCGCACUGUGCUCACCGCUGGCCUGGCUGAGGUGGAGAGAUUGCAGGUGAUGGACACUCCAGGCCAGGAGAAGGGCAGGGGGCCACAGAAGGCCACUCCUUACCAGACAAUUCACAGCCUGCUGACCCACAGCGGGGCCCGUCCCCCUGAACACCGGUUCCUCUGCGCGCUAUCAGCUGCUGCCCUGUGCCAGGCGGUGAGGGAGAGCGGUUGUGGAGCAAGACUAGGGAUCGUGGCAGAGGCUGAGGGGGGGGAUGGUGCAAGGAGCCUGAAGACGCUGGGUGUGGCUGUCCUGCGCCACAUGCUGCAGCUGGAGUGUAACGGACAGGCCAUCACUGCGAUUACCGACACUGGAAUGGGGUGUGAACGGGUUGUGGAGACACGUCAGGUCCGGAUUGCUACAGCUCUCUACGCCAGGGCCAGUCUGUUCAACCACUCAUGUGACCCCAAUACCAGCACCUCCUUCCACGGCACCAGCAUCAUCUUCCGAGCCACCCGGCACAUCCCUGUCGGCCAGGAGGUGCUGCACUGCUAUGGCCCACACUGGCGCCGGCUGGCAGUGAGGGAGCGACAGCAAGCCCUGAUGUCUCAGUACGUGUUCCAGUGUCACUGCAACGCCUGUGUCCGGGAGGAGGCGGAAGGAAGCACGUCACUGACAGCACCGUUCCUCUGCCAACAUUGCGGCUCUAUUUUAACCACGUUGGAAGGGCCUCAGUACAAAUGUUCAGCCGACACCUGUGGUCACUCCGAACCCAAGCAACACCUCUGUCAGCAGCUGGGUGAGCUGACGGGAAGGGUGCGAGGAGCCAGUGACCUGAUCAGUGCGCAGCCAGAGACAGCGCUCCCACUGCUCCAGCAGUGUCGGGUUGAGGCAAGGAGGCUACUGUCCAACAGGCACAGUCUGUGCGGAGAGAUCGAGGAUUCCCUGGCUCAGGUUUACGCCUUACAAGGUGACUGGCAGGCUGCUGCCCGGCACCUGAAGGAAAGCGGACUCGUUGUGAGGCUACAGUAUGGCUCCCAGAGUAUUGAACUGGCCCACCAACUCUUCAAACUGGCCCAGAUCCUCUUCAACAGCCAGUUGGUGGAGGAGGCAUUGGGUGUGAUCGAGGAGGCAGAACCCCUCCUGAGCACACACUACGGCCCUGAACACGAGCUGGUGAUGGAGCUAAAGGAGAUGAUGUCCUAUCUACGGGGUCUGUCUGACAGGGCAGAUUCUCGCCUCCUUCUUCCUCAGGAGUGGAUCCAGUGAAGCCCAGCACUGGGCUGGAAGCAGGCCUGAAAACUGACUGCACAUUCGUCAUCUGCAGCAGGUCAAGCAGCAAGGAGGGGCUGGCAAGUCCCAGGAGUGGCAGCCUGAUAAUUAAAUGGCAGAAGAGAGCCAUGUUCAUUCUGUGGAUGUGUCCACAGAAGGCAGUGGGUUGUACAUGAUUGUCCACUUAACUCUGUGAGCAAUAGUAUAUCACACCGAUUGGUGUUGGUAUAUUUUAUUUGUGGUGUAUGAUAAUAGCAUGAAUUUGAACGUAGGAGGUGUGAUCAGUACGUCUGCGGGGGCCACGGAAGUUGGUGGUGCUCUGGAUUCUGAGGAACAUUGUCCAAGGUCACAGCAGAAUGUGGAUCAGAUAGAAAGGUUAAAAUAAAAAUCUCAAAAUGCUAA